Messenger RNA from Prionailurus viverrinus (fishing cat), 1035 nucleotides. RefSeq names its product translation initiation factor IF-2-like. The transcript is spliced from 3 exons. The record is from RefSeq and is a predicted model, not a curated record. The coding region runs from base 1 to 750 and encodes 249 amino acids. NCBI's taxonomy places the organism in Eukaryota, Metazoa, Chordata, Mammalia, Carnivora, Felidae.
AUGCAUGGUCUCUGGAAAGACCAUUUAGAAGCGCGAUCUUUUUUGAGCAGCGCGGGGCUCUGGGCAGGGACCCGCUGGGCGCGCGGUGGGCGCCCGCCUCCGUCCCCCGCGCUCCGGACACGCCUACCCCGCCCCCGGCCCUCCGCACAGGCAAAGGCCUGGCACCGAGGGCUGGUCCCGCAGGGCUGGCAGGUCCCUGAGCCGGGAGCAGGUGAUACGGCUCGGCGCCCCUGCCCACGGUCAGGCAGUGUUCCCCUAAGCGCCUGGGACUGCGGGCACUGGCGGGAGGUCCGGGCCGCGGAAGGCGUUCCCACACCGGCCAGUCUCCGUCCACCAGGAAGCCGACUUCUCGUACCUCCCCGGGGACCGAAAACCGCCGGUGCCGCCGCACCCGUCGUCGCCGCCGCUUGCUCAUGGAGAGCCCGUGCUGCCGCCGCCGCCGCCUCAUCUACUAGCACCGCCCGCUGUCUGGGCCUCCCCGGCGUGAGUGCUGGGCUCUGGCACGGCCUCCAUCGCACCCGCCGCGGAGGGAGCCACAGCAGCUCCAGCGCCCAGGCCGGAUCCGACCGGACCCACGGAGCCAGGACCGCAGGACGCGGAGCUUCUUAUUACGGAGGAAGAUUCGGCCUGACCUCGGCCCCCCUCCCCCCAGCCCCUAGUUCCCAGCCGCCUGACGGCGCUGCUGCGCAGGCGCGAAGACGCCCUCGCCAAACGUGCGUGUGUCGGGAGUGUAAGCAGAACUUGAAAUAACUCAUCAGUCUUCACCUGGAAGAAGUGGACUGAAAGAGAUAUAAUCAUGGUCAAGCUCUGGAAAUUAUCUGAUUACUGCUUGGUCCCUCCAUGGUGAUCUGUCUUUUGAUUUUAUACCCAAGAUGAUCAUCAGUGAUGACAUUUGAUCACUAGUAUUUCUUUUCAUUAGGAGCCCUGAGAGUGGUCUUCCUCUAGAAGGUGAUAUUACAAAACAACAAACAUGCAAACCAACUGUUUGGGAUAUAAAGAUUGUAGAACAUCCCUUGCUUUUGUUUUCUUCCUUGA